Molecule: messenger RNA, 1699 nt
Organism: Asparagus officinalis (garden asparagus)
Lineage: Eukaryota; Viridiplantae; Streptophyta; Magnoliopsida; Asparagales; Asparagaceae
Product: RRP15-like protein
Exons: 10
Coding region: 404-1330 (308 amino acids)
Biological process (GO): maturation of LSU-rRNA; maturation of 5.8S rRNA
Cellular component (GO): preribosome, large subunit precursor
Source: RefSeq, a predicted model, not a curated record
UACAGCGAAAAUUUCUUCAUCUCAUAAACCCUAAUCUGAUCUGAGGCAGCCGAACUCCCAAAGUCCCCAUCUCUCAACGACGCCGCCCAAGUCCCCAUCUCAUAAACGGCAGCCAAACUCCUAAGUCCUCCCUACCCGCGACGACGCCCUCCUCCCGCUCCGACGACGCCCUCCCUACCCGCGACGACGUGCUCUCCAACGACCUGUGCUCCUCCCUCUUCGACGCCCUCCUCCCCGCGACGACACCCUCCUCCCCGCGCCCUCCUCGAAAGCCAACGACCUCCUCCCUCCCCGCGGCAACGCCCACUUCCCUCGAUCUCUGUAGAUCUUGGAGAUUUGUGCCGUGAUUCUCUGCUUUUUCUCACUCGAAAGCCUGGGUUCUGCCAUUUAUAAAAAGUAAUUGAUGGAAGCAUCAACAACAGCAAUUACCUCAUUCUCCAAGAAGAGAAAGCUAAAGCAUGGAAGAGGCAAGGGAAAGAAAAAACCCGACAAGAACUUCAAACCCGUUGCAAAAACAAAAAACCCUAGCCAAAAGAUGAAGAAGCUCUUCAAGAAACGAGCCAAAGCCUACAACUCCGAUGAAUCCGAAGAAGAAUAUGAGCAAGAGGAAGAAAUUGCCGAUGAACAAUCCAGUGAUGAAGAAGAAGAGGAGAGGGAUUUCGAUGCCUCCGACGAAGAGGACGAUGGCUCUCGUCUGGGCAUUACUAAGUUCUCUGAAGGUUGCAGGGCUUUUCGAACGGCUUUCCUCAAGAUUAUGAAGAAGCAUCUCCCCAAUGAUUCGUUGGGCCCAGUCUUAUCUGCACACAAGAAGCUUAUUGCUGAGAAGCUACUGGAAGAGGAAACUGAGUAUAAGUCAAAGGGAGAGGCGAAGAAGGAAAAGCAUUUGGCAGGAGAGAAGGGUCACGUAAAACCAGCAAGUUUCCUAGACACGAAGGAAAAACUUCUAAUUAGCAUUGCUACAAAAGGAGUGGUUAAGUUGUUCAAUGCGGUCAAUAAGGCACAAAAUCCACAGAAAGACUUGAAUCCCUCAAGGUUUAAAGAUGCCAAAGAAUUGGCAAAACGGAGGAAACAGACAUUUUUGUCGGAAAUCAGUAAGUCAGCAACAGAGAAAUCAGAUCAUGGAUUUUCCUUCUACUCUUCGAAGGUUACUAAAUCUGCAAGUAAAGAAAACGAUGAUGAACCUGGAUGGGCUCCUUUAUGUGAUAGCUACAUCCUUAACAAUUCAAAGUUGAAGGACUGGGAUAAAAUACCAGUAAGCGUCAAAAUGGAGCCUGCUGCAGUAGAUGAUCGAGGAACAAUAUCCUCGGACAGUUCUUCUGAUGAGGAUUGAUAAUUUGACGAUUAAAAAACUUUUGAGAUGCAGUUUGAUGCAAUGCGUCUGAAGCAUCUUUCUUAAGCUGCUGAAGCUUAGAAUAGAGAGCAGCACCUAACAUUACAAAUGAUUAUAUCUGUAGUCUGGAGGCCUUCCAACAUGAUACCGAUUCUGAGCUUAUGUAGUCUAGCUCUUGGCACUUUCGAUGUUUUUCAUUUUCUUUAUGUUUUUUGAUGUAACUUGAUCGCAUUACCGGAUUGUUGCCUACUGAGUAUUGCAAAAUCAAAUAGGUAGAAGACAUUGUGAUGAUGCUUUCCAUUUUGAAUAUCAUUUGCUUCUUUGAACUGUGCCUUUAAAGGAACAGGAAAAGAGGAAGAGUUUCUUCCU